Messenger RNA from Loxodonta africana (African savanna elephant), 4230 nucleotides. It is a transcript of the gene VPS36, whose product is annotated as vacuolar protein sorting 36 homolog. Gene Ontology annotation, biological process: protein transport to vacuole involved in ubiquitin-dependent protein catabolic process via the multivesicular body sorting pathway. The transcript has 14 exons. NCBI's taxonomy places the organism in Eukaryota, Metazoa, Chordata, Mammalia, Proboscidea, Elephantidae. The record is from RefSeq and is a predicted model, not a curated record. Gene Ontology annotation, molecular function: ubiquitin binding; phosphatidylinositol-3-phosphate binding. Gene Ontology annotation, cellular component: ESCRT II complex; late endosome membrane. Bases 57 to 1217 code for a protein of 386 amino acids.
CGGCUCUCGGCUUGGGAGCGCCGGCACUGGUGAGCGGUGGAGCCCGCCUAGCGGCCAUGGACCGGUUCCUGUGGACCAGCGGCCUCCUGGAGAUCAACGAGACCCUGGUGAUCCAGCAGCGCGGGGUGCGCAUCUACGACGGCGAGGAGAAGAUAAAAUUUGAUGCCGGGACCCUCCUUCUUAGUACACACCGACUGAUUUGGAGAGAUCAGAAAAAUCAUGAAUGCUGCAUGGCCAUUCCUCUUUCUCAAAUUGUGUUCAUUGAAGAACAGGCGGCUGGAAUUGGGAAAAGUGCCAAAAUAGUGGUUCAUCUUCACCCAGCUCCUCCUAACAAAGAACCUGGUCCAUUCCAGAGUAGUAAGAAUUCCUACGUCAAACUUUCUUUCAAAGAACAUGGCCAGAUUGAGUUUUACAGGCGUUUAUCAGAGGAAAUGACACAGAGAAGAUGGGAGAACAUGCCAGUUUCCCAGUCAUUACAAAUGAAUCGAGGACCCCAGCCAGGAAGAAUAAGGGCUGUAGGAAUUGUAGGUAUUGAAAGGAAACUGGAAGAAAAAAGAAAAGAAACUGACAAAAACAUUUCUGAGGCCUUUGAGGACCUAAGCAAACUCAUGAUCAAGGCUAAGGAAAUGGUGGAGUUAUCAAAAUCAAUUGCCAGUAAAAUUAAAGACAAACAAGGUGACAUCACCGAAGAUGAGACAAUCAGGUUUAAAUCCUACUUGCUGAGCAUGGGAAUCGCUAACCCGGUUACCAGGGAAACCUAUGGCUCAGGCACACAGUACCACAUGCAGCUGGCCAAACAGCUGGUUGGAAUAUUGCAGGUGCCUUUAGAGGAACGAGGGGGAAUAAUGUCACUUACGGAGGUGUACUGUUUAGUAAACCGCGCUCGAGGAAUGGAAUUGCUCUCACCAGAAGAUUUAGUAAAUGCAUGCAAGAUGCUGGAUGCGCUGAAAUUACCUCUCAGGCUCCGAGUCUUUGACAGUGGCGUCAUGGUGAUUGAGCUUCAGUCCCACAAGGAAGAGGAAAUGCUGGCCUCGGCCCUGGAGACGGUUUCAGAAAAAGGAUCCUUAACAUCAGAAGAGUUUGCCAAGCUUGUGGGAAUGUCUGUCCUUCUUGCCAAAGAAAGGUUGCUUCUUGCAGAGAAGAUGGGCCAUCUUUGCCGAGACGACUCAGUGGAAGGGUUGCGGUUUUAUCCAAAUUUAUUUAUGACACAGAACUAAGGGCUUUGUAUUUGGAAUACUUGUUUCCAUAUACUUACAUCAUGUAGAGGUUGUGUGACAUUGAGCUAAGAGUUGAACCCUGAUAAACUGAGAAUUUAUUGGAACUUUGCUGUAUAAUAUAAAACUCUUUUAAUAUCUUCCUAAAUAUUAUGGUCCAGGAAGCUUAUUUAGGAUAUAUAUAGAAAAACACAGAAAAAUGGAUGGCAGUGUGAAUUUAAAAUCAUGUUGUUUAAAACCCAUGUUUAACUUGAGAUGUGGUGAAUUUUAACUUGAUCCUCAAAUCUAACCAUUUUCAAAGAAGGGAAUUUAGUUCAUGGGGGAAGAAAAAAGAGAAGCUGCAUGUUUGGACAGGUUAGAUAAUUAUUUUAGUGUGACUAAAAUUCCAUGAAUUAUAGAUGAAGUUUUUCUGUGUCUAGUGUUGCCAUUUGGCAGUCUUCAUGAAGCGCAAGUCCUGUCUGCAGUGCAGUUUUAAGAACACUGGAACAAAAUGUCAGUCUUGAUAAUGUGGCACCAGGCUCCUCCUAAGGGUUUUUAGAAGCAGUCACAGGCAGGUCUUCAACAGACCAAGUAAAGCACCGUUUAAGAGGAGAGAAUUUUAUUUGAUUUAUGUGUGUAUAAUAUGACUGACUUCUUUUUUGUAAAGAGGUGAUUUCAUGGCUAGCAUUUAAAGAAUGCAACUAUGUCAUUUUGUUUCAAAAAUGCUGUGGGCUUUGAACCUGAAUUAAAGAGCUGUAUAGACAUGCCCAGAGACAGGAUUACAAAUUUGAGAGGUAGACAACCCGGGCAUUCUCUAGGCUUAUUGUGUAGGUGGUGGGGCAGGGGAACCUAGUGCUCUUUAACCUGGAAGCUGAGGAUGAGAAAAUAGAAAGUGAAAAAGUAGUAUGUCUCCUUUUUCUUCUUAAAGGAGUUUCACCACUGAACUUUUAAAAAUCUAUCAUGCUGACUAUAUUUUUCUUUUGUUCUUUGCCUUACACAUUAUAAGUUGUAUAGAGAAGCUAUCUUGAUAAAAAAGUAUUACAGAGAUAACAAAAACUGGCUAAUACUGAAUUUAGAUGGCUUGAGUUUUAAAGUAGACAUCAUAUGUUACAGCUAUACAGCACGUUGUAUGUCAGCAUACCUCAAACUCAGGGACCCCUUUAGGACAGAAGGAAGGCUCCCUUUUUGAGACCGAGUUGGAAGUGGAAGCGUAGUGAUGGUUCUUAGUUUUGUCCAAGCCUCCAGAAGGGUGGCAUGGGUAGUUAUGCAAUAUGAAUAGUACCUGUAUUGAACCGUUCGGGCUCGGAAGAGAGACAUCCAGGUUCACACUCUGGAAUUCCUAAGUGAGGUGGAAGUCCACCACCAGAGGCUGCUACAAACACCCUUUUGGAAAGUUCCAGGGAUCCUCAGCUGCAGACCCGGGGAGUCCCUCCCAGUGCACCCAAGAUCCUUACCUGAAAAGUGACUGUCGCCGUUUCACGUCUUCCGGUGUCAGCAGGAAUGUUGUGGCCGUAGCAUUCUGCUGUAGGCUUAGUUUGUCAGACCUGUGACUGAUUCUUCAUCGUGGUGACAGAUACUCUGAUUCCCCCCAAGGCACAGCCUCAAGUUUGUUUUGGGGCAAUUCAGUGUCUGCCCGUGCAAGGCUUAGGUAGCCUAUUGUGUAAGCUUGUGGUGUAUGUCAGUCCUUUCUCUGGGCAUUGCUUGCUGUCUCUCUCUCUCUCUUUCACACGCACACUCACACGCACACACGCGCACAGUAUCUCAUCAGGCUCAGGUGUUUAAAAGUUACAAAGAUAAAUUAUAAUCUGUUUUACCAGUUGUAAUGAAUUGCAAGUAAAGUUGUUUGAGCUACUGGAUCUAGUUCUAUUGGUUUGGAUUUGUUAUAGCAAAUCCACGUAAUUCAACAUGUUUAUGUAUUUAUUUAGUGUGGCACCAGAUUAACAAAAAUGAUGCAAUCAUAAUUGUAUAAAGUGAACUAAAGAAGAAAAGUGACAUGAAUGUUUUGCAGAUGUCACAUUAAUUAAAAAAAAAAAACCUAGUAUGAUUGAGUUUAUUAUUUUAGUUUGAAAAUGGGCAUUCUUCACUGUUUCCAGAGCUCUGUAUGUAUUUUUAGGCACCCCCCCCCCCAAUAAGAUGAUAUUUUGGUCCUUCUGUUGAUAGAGGCUAUGUUUAAGUAUAACCAAUCAGGCCCUAAGUGCAAAAAAAGUUCUGUUUUGGUGCUUAUCAUUGGUAUAAUUAUUAUUUUUGCUUUCAAGCACAUAAAUCUGUUUCUAGCUUUAUGAUAAUGGAAUAUUUCUAGUCACUUAUUGACAAGAAAAAUUUUUUUACAUUGUGUAAGAUUGUUUUCAGGGUUAAAUGAUUGAUAUUCAUAUAUAUAUUAAACUUAUUGCAAAAUUAAAUGAUUUUUCUUGAUGUUCUUUUAAAUAUUCUUUUAAAAAUAUGUGAAAAUGAUAAACCUCAAAGUCAGAAUAAACCAGUAUGUUAAGGGUUUUUUUUAAGACUUUAUUAUCAAGAAUUGAUUUAUAAAUAUAUUUAUGACAUCAAGCUCUUACUAUUUUAGUUAUCUGAAAGGAAUGGGAGGUGGCUUGUGAACCACUUUUUAAAUUCUCAAUGUCAAUUUCACUGUUGAUUGACCAUGUGUGACCAUUUGUGUGACUGUGCUCUCUUAUUCCCUGUUUGUUGCCAGACUGAUCCAAUCAGAGCUUGGAUUCAUCAUUCGCAUGCUCAGAUACUUAGUUUGGUUCUCCUUUGCCCAACAACCUCAGUCUUCAUUUUAGUAUAGUGCAGUCACAACUUGCAAUGUGGUUAGGUUGUAAGGACUGUGCCAAAGGACAAAAUCAAGUACAUGCUCAAAAUUAUCCUUGAAGAGCUCUUAAAUUGCCAGUGAAGUUCAAUAUACAUGGUCUUGUGAUUAUAUCCUUUAUAGACCGAUAUGUGGGUAUGUGGGUAUGAAUAUAGCAAGUACAACAUAUAAUGAAAACUGUGUAUCAACAGUAGAAUUUUAUAGCAUUAAUAAACUAUUUAAAUAAUUACACAA